Molecule: messenger RNA, 4095 nt
Organism: Mesorhabditis belari
Lineage: Eukaryota; Metazoa; Nematoda; Chromadorea; Rhabditida; Rhabditidae
Source: the annotation of a GenBank genome assembly
AUGCAUCAACGCGAGAAAAAGCAGGCCGAGCUGACCGACAAAAUUGCGUCAAAUUGGGAGAAAAUCGUGGUCUACGAUCAAAAAAUUGCGACGAACAAUGCCCGAAUCAAAGAGCUAAUCAAUGCGAACGAGGAAUGUUAUGCCGGAAAAGCCCGAUGCGGCGAGAAUAUUCAAAGAAUGUUAGAAGAAGUUAAGAUACUUACGCCUACAAUCCCGGUCUCCAUGCUUAAUACACCAGUGAAAGACGGACCUAAAUCGUCGACGAUGCUCGAACCGCAGGCUCAGUUGAUCACAGAAGAAUUAUUCCAAUUGAACAAUUUUAUCGACGAGGAAAGAAUGGAAGUUUCGAGAAAUUGCACAGUGAAGACACGCAAAUUAGGUGACGGUCAGGAUGUGGUUCAAACUAAGAAACCUCGCUUUAAUCCUCCACGAGAUGAGCAGAUCGGCCAUUCGUGGUCUUUCAAUACAUUCGCUCGUCGUCUCACUGGGUUCCCUCCAUUUAAACCGUCCACUUUACAACGACAAGCAGAGGCUUUGGAGUCACAAGCACGCAAAGAGAAACAAAAGGAAAAGGAUGCGAAGGAGAAGGAGCGUAAAUGGAAAGAAACUUCAGAUGAACAAGAGCUUCAACGACUCGCAAAUUUGCCACCAUUUGUUGUCAGCGCGGAUCCACGAGCAAUGCCGGGAAACUUUGCGACUUGGUCUCUAGAAGAAAUUCAGGAAAAUGCUUUACUUAAAUACGCUUUGCCAAUGAGGAAGCAAACGCCUGUUCAACAAAUCAAGCGAGCAUACCCGAAAGCGAAGCUCUUCGAUUUUUUCGAAAACGUUCGUCCUGCUUAUUAUGGAACCUGGCGAAAGAAACUACGAGAUGGCGUUAGUGGAAGGCGACCAUAUGGAAAAAUGAAAGACAUAGAUUAUGAGAUUGAUUCGGAUCAAGAAUGGCAUCAAGAAGUGGAGGACGCGGAUGAAUGUCUAUCAACAGAAGAAUUUCAAGAAGAGGAUAGUGAGACAGAUGAGGACUUGAUCGGCUUUCGUGUGCCUGCCUGCCAUCUUUCUGAGGGAGAAGGUGACAGCUCUUGUGACUCGACACUCGUACGACCAAAAGAAUCGAAAGAGAUGCGCGAGCAACGCUUACUCAAUCGAGCCAAAGCUUGGGAGGAAUCAAUCCAAAAGAAGAAGAUGACCAUAGCUCCAAACAUCCUUGGUCCAUCGUAUGACAAGGCGCCACCAUUUUGCGAACACCUCGAGGGUGGGUUUAAUACGUCGUCAUCUUUCACGAUGCCGAUGUCCAGACAAGAAUUGGAGCAAGUCGAGCAAUCACUGCAACGGUUGAAGCUCCAAGACCUCAAACACAUAAUUGCGAACUUGAAUAGAAGUAAAAUCGGCAAGAAGGCAGAAUUGUUGGAGCGUUUGACAGUGCUUCUGCGGAAUCCUGCUUCACAGGACCGAAGCUUCCGAGUUAUCAGAGAGUAUCAACAACUGAUGACCUCCAAUUUGAUGCGAACAGGCUACAUACCUCCAGUCAAUCCAUAUGCAUUUGGACAACAGCCGGGAGGCGGUUACCCUUAUGGUGUUCAGCAACAAUUUCCCCCAAAAGUCGUUGUUGGUCUACAUCCGGUGCCACUACCUUUUUUUGACGUCAUCGAGAGCAUUGUUCAGCCAACGGAAUUGCCUCCUGCAGGAGCGGGCCAUGUGAAAUUGCCAGCAAAGCAAACUGUUACAUUCACGAUCCCGGUACAACAUGCUAACCAUCUCAACUACAAUUCGGAAAGUCGCGCUUUACCACGAUACGAAAUUCAGCUCAGGUUCUUUCACCUUGGAGACAAUUGGCAACAAAAACCACAGCCCGACGAUUUUCCAUUGAAUUGCCAAGUUCAUCUCGAUGAGCUCAAUGUUUCGCUUCCGCCUGUCAUUCCAACGAACCGCCAAAACGUCGAACCAAAGCGACCAUCUCGGCCAGUAAACUUGACACCGAUUAUCCAGAAUAUUGGACGUGUUGGAACACGGCAACAUCGUCUCGUCGUAGACUGGACCGCUGAUCGACGUGCUUGGGCUUUUUCGGUCAACUUUGUUUAUCGCCUUAAUUCGGAAAUUUUGAUUAGACGAUUGAAAGAAAAGGUGAAUUGUGUUCAGCCACAAAAUGUCACAAAACAGAUUAUUAUUCGACGUUUGACUACUGGAGAUGAAGAUGGUAUUUGUCUGGAGCAAAUUAAAGCAAGUGUCAAAUGCCCAUUGACUCGAACACGGUUGUCUACUCCAAUUCGUUGCCGAGAUUGUGAUCACCUUCAAUGUUAUGAUCUAGAGAAUUACAUCCAAAUGAAUGAGAAAAAGCCGACUUGGAAAUGUCCUGUUUGCUCUCAUCCUGCGCCAUAUGAACGCCUUCUCAUUGAUGAGUACUUUGUCAAGGUGCUUAACGAGACAAGCAAAGAUGUCGAUGAAGUGGAACUUUUGCGCGAUGGUGGAUGGAAAGUGAUUUUCGAAGAGGCAUUUGCAUUGAGUUCUGAUGACGAUGAAGAUGUGAAGCCAGCUGCAAGCACCCAAGCAAAUGCAAGUACCGUAAAGACAGAACGCCCAAGCACCGAUUCUGGACCACCACCAGCAAAGAAGAAGUGUCCUCCACCCAACGAUGAUAUUAUUACACUCGACGAUUCGGACGAUGACGAUGACGAUGAAAUUCAAAGAGCUACCGAAGCUUCACUUGUCAAGGCAACCAGACAAAAGGAACUGAAUGCAUCAACGGAGAGUGCCAAUAAAGAAGUUGGUUCCACCACCAUUUCUACUUCUCCAGCUGCACAACCCUCAACUUCUGAAGUGACUGCACCAAAUAGUAUUCCUACCACUCCUGUCAGAAAGAAUAACGGAAAUAGCUCAAGUGAGAUUGAGAUUAUCACAUUGAAUGGCGCACCGCCUAGGCCAGUACUAUUAUCGGCUCAAAAUGGAGUUGCCGCGGGAACUUGGAGGCCAGAUUCGAAUGCUUCUGCAUCAUCAUCGGCGGUUGGCAGCUCGAGCACACCAAAUCCUGGCGAAAAUACAGCAAAUGCCGGGAUGAUUCAACCGGUACUCUCCAUGCCUCAACGCAAGGAAAAGCAGGCCAAGCUGACCGACGAAAUCGCGUCAAAUUGGAAGAAAAUUGCCACCUACGACGGAAGAAUUGCGACCAUUAAUGUCCGAAUCAAAGCGCUGAUGAAUGCGAGCGAAGAAUGCAAAGCCAGAAAAGCCCAAUGCAGCGAGAAUAUUCAAAGACUGUUAGAAGAAGUUAAGAUACUUACGCCUACAAUCCCGGUCUCCAUGCUUAAUACACCAGUGAAAGACGGACCUAAAUCGUCGACGAUGCUCGAACCGCAGGCUCGGUUGGUCACAGAAGAGUUACUCCAAUUGAACAAUUUUAUCGACGAGGAAAGAAUGGAAGUUUCGAGAAAUUGCACAGUGAAGACACGCAAAUUAGAUGACGAUCAGGAUGUGGUUCAAACUAAGAAACCUCGCUUUAAUCCUCCACGAGAUGAGCAGAUCGGCCAUUCGUGGUCUUUCAAUACAUUUGCUCGUCGUCUCACGGGUUUCCCUCCAUUUAAACCGUCCACUUUACAAGGACAAGCAGAGGCUUUGGAGUCACAAGCACGCAAAGAGAAACAAAAGGAAAAGGAUGCGAAGGAGAAGGAGCGUAAAUGGAAAGAAACUUCAGAUGAACAAGAGCUUCAACGACUCGCAAAUUUGCCACCAUUUGUUGUCAGCGCGGAUCCACGAGCAAUGCCUGGAAACUUUGCGACUUGGUCUCUAGAAGAAAUUCAGGAAAAUGCUUUACUUAAAUACGCUUUGCCAAUGAGGAAGCAAACGCCUGUUCAACAAAUCAAGCGAGCAUACCCGAAAGCGAAGCUCUUCGAUUUUUUCGAAAACGUUCGUCCUGCUUAUUAUGGAACCUGGCGAAAGAAACUACGAGAUGGCGUUAGUGGAAGGCGACCAUAUGGAAAAAUGAAAGACAUAGAUUAUGAGAUUGAUUCGGAUCAAGAAUGGCAUCAAGAAGUGGAGGACGCGGAUGAAUGUCUAUCAACAGAAGAAUUUCAAGAAGAGGAUAGUGAGACAGAUGAGGACUUGAUCGGG